Messenger RNA from Galleria mellonella (greater wax moth), 5582 nucleotides. RefSeq names its product tyrosine-protein kinase Fer (gene FER). Bases 614 to 3217 code for a protein of 867 amino acids. Lineage: Eukaryota; Metazoa; Arthropoda; Insecta; Lepidoptera; Pyralidae. Gene Ontology annotation, molecular function: non-membrane spanning protein tyrosine kinase activity; ATP binding. The transcript has 14 exons. Gene Ontology annotation, biological process: peptidyl-tyrosine phosphorylation. The record is from RefSeq and is a predicted model, not a curated record.
UAUUAUACCUUCACUUUUGCUAUUUUUAUCAUUGUAAUUGCCAGACCCUGUGGUCAGAUCUGUGAAUGGGCAAUCCUAAGAACGGACUGAUACGCUGAUACAACUUUUAAUUUUCUUUGAUUGCAAUUGAUUAAUUUCUUAAAAUUUAUAUAAAUAUAGUAAAUUAUAUGAAUCGCAGAGCAUACCUAACUGGCCUGGCAGAGGUGGUAAAACAUGAAACGACCACAGUAGAUGGCAUUCAGGUCGCGCGCCGUUACCGUGCGGACGUUUGCAUUCUCAGUUGCCUCGGCUUCGGGCGCGCUCGGAUCUUUCGAACAAAGUUUUGUAUCGAAUUAGUUUUUUGUGACGCACCUUUUUACUGCGCCUUUACGGGCUGUCAGUGUUCGUGGUUAGCACAAAAAAAUAAAAUAUAAGUCGGGUAUACGAUUAGGUAUUCGAACUGGGCGUAUUGGAGCUCCUUUCCAUUGUGAUUGUCGAGCUGUGGUUGCCAAUAAAUUGAGUUUUAUUGCCAGGUGACGUAAAGCACGGUGUUGGUGAUAACGGAAAGUGAUGUGAAUUGUGUUGUGUUUACGUUGCGAUGCGUGUGGAGUAGUGUGGAACCGGGUUGUUUAUUAUGGGGUAUGCAUCGAGUGGUGCGGGGCGCGCGGCGCACGAGGCGCUGCUGGCGCGCCAAGACGCCGAACUACGACUCAUGGAGACGAUGAAGAGGAGUCUGCAGGCUAAGAUGAAGAGCGAUAGGGAGUACGCUCUUGCUCUGUCAGCAGCCGCCGCGCAGGGCCAGAAGAUGGACAAGUGUGAAGAACUUAACGGUUCAGUUAUAGCAUCAGCAUGGCGCACAAUGACUGAAGAGUGGGAAAACACCAGUCGGUUGAUAAAAGCUAAUGCGGAAGCUCUGGACUCUCGUGCGCUUGACCGCCUCACUGCAUUAAUGACAGAGCGACGGAAAUCUAGAAAAACUUACCAAGAAGACCACACCAAAAUCUCUUCGCAGUUUACACAGCUCUCAGAGGAGGUUCAGAGGAAACAGAGCGAGUACCAGAAAUGUCUAGAAUCGUACAAACAAAUGAGGACAAAAUUCGAAGAAAACUACUUAAAAUGUCCUACAGGCCGCGGUGGUCGCAAGUUGGACGAGACCCGGGACAAAUAUGGCAAAGCUUGUAGAAGACUGCACAGAGCACACAAUGAGUACGUCCUUUUAUUGGCGGAGGCUACGGAGUGCGAGCGAGCAUUGCGGACGGCAGCGUUACCGUCGCUGUUAGACCAACAACGGAGGCAGGGUGAAGCUACGGCUACUUCUUGGAAGGGUAUUCUUUUAGAAGUGGUGCAACGAUCAGAUUUUAGUACAGAUAAAUUCAGAGAAAUACAAACAAAAGUAGAAUCAACUAUUCAAAACCUAAGGCCUCAGGAUGAAUAUAAAGAAUUCAUAGAGAAAUAUAAAUCACCGCCUUCAACGCCAAUAGUAUUUACAUUUGAUGAAAGUCUAGUCGAAGAUACGAGUGGUAAACUUCAACCGAACCAGCUCACUGUGGACAACCUCACAGUGGAAUGGCUCAAGGAGAAGUUAACAGAACUGGAGGGCAUACUGCAGGACAACAGGGAAAAGCAAACAGCGUUGCAGGGCCCUGAGAUUAUAGGCAAUGGUGUCUGCAAGAAUAAUAACACCGGACUCACUAAUGGCGUUAAUGGAAUCGAUAGGCAUUCACCACCACCAAUCCCAGUAACCACGUCGGAACCCAUUAAGUUAUUGGAACUACGAGUAGCAGAACGGAAAUGUGCUAAACAAGCCGAGAUGAUCCGUUCAGCCUUAGCAGAGCUGGGUUGCGAGGAGGCUCCCAGUGGUUGUCCGGACCUAUCCGCGGAGACAGUAGGAGUUGACAGUCUAGACGGCAGCUCGCCUGAUCACCAGGACCGUGCAUCGCUCGGGUCUAAAGCAUCCAUGGACGCUUUGCGGUUGCACCUUCACUCGAUAAUACCACCGAAGCCGUUCUUCAGAAUAUUUACACGGCCAUUUCGACGUAAAUCCGUACCCUCGAGCCCUGCGCUCCCUCCAAGAACAUAUCGAAGCAGUAGCGAGGGCCCCACAGAUAUGGUGAGUGUGAGCGAAACAGAACGGUCGCUAGUGGAACAGGAGUGGUUCCACGGAGUACUACCACGGGAAGAAGUAGUACGACUGCUGAGGGCUGAUGGGGACUACCUGGUGAGAGAGACGACCAGGAACCACGCUCGGCAAUUAGUGCUGUCCGUUUGCUGGGGGCAGCAUAAACAUUUCAUCGUGCAGACUACACCAGAGGGUCACUAUAGGUUUGAGGGUGCCGCGUUCCCAUCGGUGGCGGAGCUGAUUGCUUGGCAGCGGACGAGCGGCGUGCCGGUCACGGCUCGCUCGGGUGCUUUGCUGCGCCGGGCCGUGCCGCGGGAGAACUGGGAACUGAACAACGAUGAUGUGCAGCUUUUGGAUAAGAUUGGACGGGGUAACUUUGGUGACGUAUACAAAGCGCGGUUGAAGACAACGGGACAAGAAGUAGCUGUGAAGACCUGUCGGGUGGCGCUGCCCGAGGAACAGAAACGCACUUUCCUGCAAGAAGGCCGAAUACUAAAGCAAUACCAGCAUCCUAAUAUCGUGCGGCUCAUAGGAAUCGCGGUACAGAAGCAGCCCAUCAUGAUUGUUAUGGAACUUGUUUCGGGUGGUUCUCUCCUCACGUUUCUCCGUACACGGGCCUCAUCCAUGAGUUCGCGCUCUCUUCUUGCAAUGUGUCGCGACGCGGCUGCGGGCAUGCGCUACCUCGAGUCGAAGAACUGCAUUCACCGGGACCUGGCUGCCAGGAAUUGCCUUGUGGGUGACGAGAACAUCGUCAAGAUAUCAGACUUCGGAAUGUCUAGAGAGGAGGAAGAGUAUAUUGUGUCGGGAGGCAUGAAACAGAUACCAAUAAAAUGGACUGCGCCAGAGGCAUUGAAUUUUGGUAAAUACACUUCGUUAUGUGACGUGUGGAGCUAUGGAGUGUUGAUGUGGGAGAUAUUCUCCAAGGGCGAUACUCCGUAUGCAGGCAUGAGCAACUCGCGGGCUAGAGAAAAAAUAGAUACGGGCUACCGAAUGCCAGCACCCGAAUCCUGUUCAGAAGACGUGUACGCACUGAUGCUACGGUGCUGGGAGUAUGAGCCUGAAAAACGGCCACAUUUCCAUCAAAUAUACACAAUUAUCGACAACAUAUACAAUAGAUAACAGACCAGUGAUAAAAGUGCCAAUACCACGAUCGAAGGUAAAGUGCGGAGCCGUUUGGAUCCUCAAAUAUUGAUCCAGUGUCGAAUCCAAAAUGAUCUAAUGCGAAAGCUCCAUUCGUAUCGCUCUUUGGAUAAGUACAAUUAAUAAAAUCACGCUUAAUCAAUGACAAUUUGUCAUUUAAUAAUAAAUCUAUAUAAAAAUACCUAAGGCAUUACAUACUAACAAGCGACCGAAUUAUUAAUUCGACAAUUUAGCAUUAUAUAAGUCAGAGUAGAUCUUACAGUAAUAAAUAAGAUGGAAGUUGAACGUUUCUAGAUUAAAUUGCAAUUUUUUUUAUAAAGAAGUCUUGAUUAUAUAAAUAAAGCAUCGAGUCUCAAAAACGGGUCAACUUUUUGUCAGCUAAUUGUCAAAUUAACUGACUCGUUUUUUUUACUAGUUUUCUAUGUACUUACGCACAUAAUGUGUCGUGACGUAUCUAUACCGAAUUAUUUAAUAUAUGAGUUUUCACGCAUUAAAAAGAUGCAAAAAUUAUAAAAUAAAAUAAAUUUAGAAGUUAUAAAGGAAACAUUCAUAAUGAUUAGUCACGCAAAGUUGUAUGAAAAAGUUGACCCGCUUUUCUCGAAGCAUUUACUCUAUCUAUAUAAUCUAAGAAAGAGGCAUAUGGGGCACGUUAGAAAAAAUGUAAGCGAAAUUAUUGCGGCUGUGCGAGUUAGUUAGAUCACUAAAUCGUUACAACAUUGUAUUGUUUUUAUAAAAUUGAUGGCCAUGUUUUAAUAUUCUAAUUUUUUUUUAUUUUUUCUUUGAUAUUUCUUUAUUCUUUGAUAAUACAAAUAAAUAGUAGAAAUUUAAAAGAGGUUCGUUUUGCAUUUGCUAAACCUUAUACAGGUAUAUUAAUGUUGUAAAAAUAUUCGUAUUUUAAUUUUAUAUUAGCAUAAUGUUAACAAUUAAUAACUAAUAGAAGGUAGGUAUAUACAUUAUGGCUUAUGUAUCUACAAAUAUUCUUUUGCGCCAUUUUGUUUUAUGUCUUACAAAGUUGUGUACGUAUAUUUUAUAAAUUCCAUUAUGUAUUAAAACUGUUUCUAUAAAAUAAGAAAAUGGAGUAGAUAUUAUAAGUUCAUACCCAAUUAUUUCAUCAUGUGUAUGUAAUAGCAAUCGAAACACAAGGCACUUAAGCACUCUGUGAGGAUGACAAUUUCGGAGUGCCACAGACAAUCGGCGUCAGUGAAAAUUAUAUUGGUCUAUAUAUCUUGUAUGGCAUUACUCUUCUUUGUAGUGUAAAUAUUUAGUGUUUGCCAGUGUUGCAGAUGGAUAACAAAAAAUUCAUCUGUCAUUUGUAUUUUUUUAAUUCUUUUUUUUUUUAAAUAUCGUCCAGAAAAUAUGUACUGAGUGACAAUGUUUAUAUCUUUUUUCCGCGCUUUAUAGAUUUAUUUUCUUUUUACUUCGUACUUGUAUCUGUGACUCCAGAUCAAUCAUUGAAUACUGAAUUGCACUGAUAAGUGCAAAUAGCAUGUCACGGUAUUUUAAACUUUAAUCGGUGUUUUUUACUAAAUGGGUAUGGUCUGUAAAUACUAAAGGCUUCUUUUGAUAUUUCCCAACUUGUAUAAAACAUUGACUGUGGGCGUUCUGUGUGUGACGUGAUUUGGUACGAUGUAUUCAAACGACUAACUUGUUUCAUAGUAUUAUUAUUGGAAUUCCUCACGUUGUUUUAGUGUUGAUCUCUUUCGAAUGGUACUUUUAGCAAGUUUAUAAUAAAUAAUUUGUAUUAUAUUCUCAAUAUAUGACGUGGGAAUACGUAUCUUAUGUAAUAGUACAAUUAGGCGUAUUAUAGUCUGUUGUUCGAAUCAUGUUUAUGUAUUGAAUUAAGUAUUGUAAUUAUUUUGUAUUGUUUAAGAAAAUGUCAUGUACUAUCAACUUUUUAUAUAUAAACCCGUGGAGAUUGUAAGAUUUUAUUUUUAUAGUUUAAAACAACUUAAAACAUUUAGAGUAAUGAUAAACCAAUAUAUUCUAGAGUUAAUUGUUAUAAUUUGGAUUUAUGUAUACGUUUAAAUGCCCCUUUGUAUUUUUUUGUUCUAUAAUCGUCGAAUGUUUUAAUUAAAACGUUUGUGAUAAUACUAAUUGUGCUUCCAUGAAUAGAUGAUGAUUGCUUCCAUACAAUUAUUAGUGUUAUUUUGUUAUUCUUGCCCGCGACUGAGCAUGAUAAUUGGAAUGUGAGUUAUAUUAAUAAAUGUAACAUAAAGUGAGAUACGAAUACUAAAGUUGAUUCAGUGUUUAUUCUAUUAGUUUAUGUAAUGUAACUUAGAGUAUUAUGAAUGUAAAUAUUUUUUUAAACAUAUAUUAAAGUGCCAGAUUAUUUUGAACUCUUAAA